This is a messenger RNA of Suillus bovinus, 495 nucleotides long. RefSeq lists its product as uncharacterized. Gene Ontology annotation, biological process: DNA transposition. The record is from RefSeq and is a predicted model, not a curated record. The transcript has 3 exons. The annotation marks the transcript as partial. Gene Ontology annotation, molecular function: transposase activity; DNA binding. NCBI's taxonomy places the organism in Eukaryota, Fungi, Basidiomycota, Agaricomycetes, Boletales, Suillaceae.
UUUCGUUGUAAACUUCAUGUGGAUCCCCCUACCUUUGUGCAUCUCGUCAACAUCAUCAUCAACCACCCUAUUUUUCAGAACAACUCAAAUAAUCCGCAAUUACCUGUGCCAGUGCAGCUUGUGAUUUUCUUAAAUAGUGCUGGCCACUAUGGCAAUGCGGCAACAACAGAAGAUAUUGCAGAAUGGGCAGGUGUCUCGACAGGCACAGUAUAUAACUGUCACCGUCGUGUCAUGAUCACACUUCUGCAGCACCAUGAUGCUAGGGCCAAACAGUGGGUUGAAGACCGAACAUGUCCGGAAUGGAGGGGGGGAUUUCUUAGUGUUGACGGUACACCAAUCAACCUCUUUCAGAAACCAGGGUGGCACAGAGAAGGUUUUUUUGACCAUAAAUCUAAUUAUUCUCUGUCAGCUCAAGUGGUAAUUAUGCCACAUAAUCUUUGCAUUGUCAACUAUGUCAUCGGAGUUCCUGGGAGUGUGCAUGAUUCAAAUGCGUUU